AUGCACUCACCAUCAUCAUCUCCUUCUCCCCCCGCCACUGCUGCUGCUGCUGCUGCUGCUGCUGCUGCUGCUGUUGCUGCUGCUGCUGCUGCUGCUGCAGAGGAUCCGUUGCCCCCCACGAUGCCGCGGGAGAGUAGGCAGCAAAUGGAGGGCCGUUGUCUUUUGUUUUUAGAGAGACUGAGAGAGCUAGCAGCAGCAGCAGCAGCAGCAGCAGCAGAUGCUGCUGCUGCUACUGCUGCUGCUGCUGCUGCUGGUGCUGCUGCUGGAGAUAACCACGGAUACCCUAUCUGCCCCCGCUGCAGCAAACCCUACACCCCCCGCAGCAGCAGCAGCAGCAGCAGCAACAGCACCAACAGCAGCAGCAAAACCCCCACAACCGCCACCGCCACCACCAACACCACCAACACCACCCCCCCCACCCCCACCACCAUCAACAGCAGCAACAGCAGCAACAGCAGCAGCAGCAGCAGCAGCAGCAGCAGCAGCAGCAGCAGCAGGAGAAUAGAGCUGUUGGUGGUGAGAGCUGCUCGUGUGUCUUCUUUGUCUGUCUUUCCUUUGUCUCCUUUGUCUCCUUCUAUCCAGCCCGUAAGCAAGCAACCAGCAGCAGCAGCAGCAGCAGCAGCAGCAGCAGCAGCAGGGGGAGCAGCAGCAGGGGGAGCAGCAGCAGGGGGAGCAGCAGCAGCAGCAGCAGCAGCAGCAGCAGACAGGUGGCGUGUGUCUUCGCUUUCUUGUCUUUUGGGGCUGCAUGCAACGCAGCAGCUAACUGUGCUGCUGUAUCCCCCUGAAGUCCCGCAGCAGCAGCAGCAGCAGCAGCAGCAGCAGCAGCAGCAGCUGCAGCAGCAGCAGUAUGCAGCAGCAGCAAAAAGAAUUCGCGCCUGGAUACAGCAGCAGCAGCAGCAACCGCAGCAGCAGCAGCAGCAGCAGCAGCAGCAGAAAGAACUGCUGCUGCUGAAACAGUGGGUUUUGUGUGUUGUGUAUACAGCAGCAGAAGAAGAAAUAAAAAUGAUUAGGGAGGUUUUGCUGCCGGCAGAGGCGGGGGGAGAAGGGUUUUUGUGGUUAGAUAUAGAAACCCUAGAUUAG
Molecule: messenger RNA, 1080 nt
Organism: Eimeria mitis
Lineage: Eukaryota; Apicomplexa; Conoidasida; Eucoccidiorida; Eimeriidae
Exons: 3
Coding region: 1-1080 (359 amino acids)
Source: RefSeq, a predicted model, not a curated record